AAAAUAAAGUUGUCUAUUGAUUCGUCGUUUGCCCCACCGACAAGUGAGACUUUUCAUUAAAUUAAUCGUUAAUUUAUGAUAUACUGAGUGAAAAUCCUACCAAAAAUAGUAUAAAUGUUAUAAGACACUUCUAUAACAAUUGUUUUUGUGCAAUAUUAUACAUUUGGAAGAUCUGAGGGGUCGAUUAGUGCUAAGCUCAUUUGGUGUCUCUUUGGCUUUCGAGUUUCGAUCAGAUUUUCGCACGUCCUACAAUAAACAAUCAUUAGAUUUUGUAGUGGUGGUGCGUCGUGAAUCGAUCGGUGUGGUGUUAUUGCGAGAGUGCAGUGUAUGUGGUGCAGUGCAGUGGUCCCAGUGCUGGCCGCAAUGUAUCAGUGAAGGCGAGUGCGGUGACCGACCGGAUCCGUAGCUGGGGGUGUCAUGCUGGAGACGCGGUCGGCGCGCGCCGCAGACUCGGUGUGGGCGAACAAGCCGCUGCCGGCGCCGCACGCCAUGGCCAACACGAGGCACGGGAAAAACGCACAGGAUGACGUGUGCUACGUGGUAGCUAAGUACGACUACGCGGCCCAGGGUGCGCAGGAGCUGGACCUGCGCAAGAACGAGCGCUACCUGCUGCUGGACGACUCGAAGCACUGGUGGCGCGUGCAGAACGCGCGCUCCCAGUCCGGGUAUGUGCCCAGCAACUACGUCAAGAAGGAGAAGCCUUCGCUGUUUGACAGUAUCAAGAAGAAGGUGAAGAAAGGCUCCGGUUCGAAGACGUUGCCGUCGAACAGCUCGCCGGUGCGAGGCGGUGGUGAGGCGGGCGGGAGGCGCGUGGAGCCCGCCGACGCGCUGGGCACGGCCGUCGUCAAGUAUAACUACCAAGCCCAGCAGCCCGAUGAACUGUCCCUCACCAAGGGCACGAGGAUCCUCAUACUUGAGAAGAGCAAUGAUGGCUGGUGGCGGGGACAGUACCAACAGCAUACUGGAUGGUUUCCAUCGAACUACACGAGCGAGGAGGGCGACAACGAGGACCCGGUGCACACCUACGCCAUGGCCGAGAACGUGCUCGACAUCGUGUGUCCCCCGCAGGUGGCGCUGUACUCGUUCACGUCGAACAACGAGCAAGAGCUGUCGUUCGAGAAGGGAGACCGCCUCGAGAUCAUCGAGCGGCCGCCCUCCGACCCCGAGUGGUACCGCGCCCGCGACUCGCGCGGACACGUGGGGCUCGUGCCGCGCAACUACCUGCAGGAGCUGGCCGACUACCUCACGCAGCCCUACGACGCCGCCGGGCCCUCGGGCCCCGCCGGCCCGGCCGGGGGCCCGGCGGGCCGCGCCUGGUACUUCGGCGCCAUCUCGCGGACGCACUGCGACGCGCUGCUCAACACGCACGGCCACGACGGCGACUUCCUCAUCCGCGACUCGGAGACCAACGUGGGCGACUACUCCGUGUCGCUGAAGGCGCCGGGCCGCAACAAGCACUUCCGCGUGCACGUGGAGGGCAGCCUGUACUGCAUCGGCCAGCGCAAGUUCCCGGCGCUGGAGCAGCUGGUGCAGCACUACCAGCGGGCACCCAUCUACACCAACAAGCAGGGCGAGAAGCUGUACCUCGUGCGUCCGCUGCCCAAGGCCACGCAGCCCUGCUGAACCCGCAGCCGCCACGCCCACUAUUUACUCCUUCGUCUAGUUCAGAGCUUCCGUAUAUGCAUUGUCAAUUUUGUACCGUUCGUAUCCGGGUUUUGCACGAAAGUAGUCCAUCUGUCGAGUCGGGCAGAUUCCCGAGCGAUUCGCAUCAUUCAAUAGUACAAUGUCGCGCGAAUCUGUCCGUUGCUGAACACCUAUUGUACUAUGACUUAGUACGAUACGGCGUUGAUGCAACGCCUAGACUUAAUUACAACAAUAACAAAACCAAAAAUUGGCUUCUUUAUCUCUAUUAGUGUUUAAUAACAUUUUAUAUCAUAUUAUUUAGGUAAGUUGGAUAGUGUAAUUUUUACAAUGAGUUAUAGUUAACUGUGUUUACGCAUAUGUAAUCGCUGGUGUAGCGUCGGAGCGAGCGAGUCGCUGUCGGACACAUGUGAUGUUUGGCCGAGUAAGAUAUAAUGUAAGUCAUGAUCAGGGAAAAUCGUGGAACGUGUGAGACAACUUAUUGUAGGUGAGUGGGAAUUUUGUAAGGUUUUUCUAUCGUGCUUAACGUGCAAAGGACUCGGUUGCGAUUGGCAGUUUCGUGGUAUCAUCAACCAUUGUCACUUUUUUAUAACAUUUCCUAAACUAUUAUCAACUUCUUAAAAUUUUGAGUAUCAUACUCCAAAAUUGCAAGUAUUAUAAAAACAUUCCUUUUCUUCUAACAUUUCAUCGUUCGUCCACAAGUUGUCAAUCGCAGCCGGUUUAGUACCGCGUGGACUGAGAACGAUCUAGUUCGCGCGGACGCACCAACUGUAUAAGUCUGACUAGUGGGAUCGCGUAGUCAAAUAUAUCAAACAUUAACAAUAUUCCUACGUUUUAGUCUUUAUGACAACGAAUUAGGUAACGCUUGGUUGAUACUAUGCCAGUUUAAACAUUAUCACAAAAAAGCAGCAUAAAUUAAGCAAAUAUUUCUACUGACAUACUGAUGAGAAAAUUGCUCACAAGUCGUACACAUCACGCGACGAAAUAGAUGUAACUUCGUUAAUUACAUCCAGUGACAAAUUGACAAAUGAAGUAAUCACCCAAUAUAAUGAAACACGCAGCUGAUCCACGCUACGUAAUGUGUAGCGAUAAUUAUUUUAUGAAUACGAUUAUCACGCUAAUUUCGUGUAAAAGAAAGCGCGCAACAGACUUCUGUAUUACGCAAAGCCAGUUCCAUUUUGUCCCUAAUAAAAUGACAAAUAGGAUCCAGGUAAUAUUUCUGUGAAUAUAUUAAAAAUAAAGUUUAAACUGGUGUAGUGGGCAUGGAAUCUCAAAGGGUUGAUUUCCACUGAGGUGACAAUCGCUAGUCAAUAUUAUACGCCGGCAUCACACGCUGUUAUGUUGCAGAUUUAUUUUACGUUAUGAAGUUAGUGCGCGCAACUUGUUUGUAAACUAAACUUUACGGUUAAUUAGCCACAGUCACAAAUACACCAUUAUAAUAUGAAUUUAUACGAAUAAGAAUAUUAUUUCAAGAUUUAUAAACUUAAUAACCUAUAUUAGUGUAAGCUUUAAAUGAAUAAAGUCUUUAAUUAGAUCAGUUCUAUUCGCGGCGAUAAUUGUAUUAUGUGACUUCGAAUUCGUUAUUAUUAAGUGGAAUGAACGGUUGUAUGUCAUGCAUUAUGUAUGUAUCUGACGAACAAACUAGUUGUGCGCACUUCGCGUCUCGAAGCACAUGUAAAAAUAACAAUGGCAGCUUAUUUGUUGUUUUAUACAUAUUAAUUGCUUAUAAUGUAUUAAUAAUUUUGUAGAUAACAAUAUAUAAAUUAAAAUACGAAUCACAUUCGACUAUUACGUUUAAGUUGGACCUGGAUAUUUGAGUUGUAGCACCCGCUGGCUGUCACUCCGUAGCCGCAAGUAUUAACUAAAUAGCUUUUACACAGGAACAUUUAUUUUUGUAUGGACUUUUUAUUUUACACAUUGACAGUUGAUGAUGCACCAAGUGUAGAGAUUUUUGUAUGCGAAAACUUAGCGAUAAGGUUAGGUUACAUGUAACACUGUAUGAUAGAUGAUCGGGGAUGUUUUCCUCAGUGUGUAAUGUUUGCGCGUGUCACUAUAUUAUUUGCAUUUAACUACGUAACAUCUUCUAUGACUACUAAUUUGAGAUUAUAUUAAUAAAAUAAUAAUAUACCGAAAAUAAAGUAAAACUAUUAUCAUAAUAUUACUGGAUGUAUUUGGUCUCAUUUGCAUUUGCUAAAUUGUUGCUAUUCACUAAUGAGUUGGAAGUUUACGUCGAGGAUGCUUCAAAUAUGAUUUUCCUUAGAUAAUUUAAACGGAAAACAUCCUUGAGAAGGCAAUGUCUCCUGACAUUGAUAACGCACUAUAUUUAAUUACAUGUGAUAUGUUUGAGAUAUAACUUUUGUCUACACUUGUGUGAAACAAUGCAAUUACUAGUUCAGAGGUGAGGUUACAUUACAGGCGCGUGUUAGUAAUUAUGUAAAUAUACAUACAUAGUUAUACGCUCUGCAUUGUAUCUUCAAAGAAUUAUGGAACUAAAUUUCGACGAAACAUUUCCUAAAAUUAGGUAUUGUAUUUGUACAAUAUGUAUAAAUUAUUUCAAAAAUAUUUGAAGGUGGGUAUAAAUGUAACAUGAAUGGGUACAAUUAAUUGAAAUACCAAAACAUGGGUGCUAUUCUACUAACGGGACUUGUGGCAGUUGUGGCAUACACCACACAGGUCACGUUCAUUAGAAUAGUAAUCAUAGUUUAGUGUCUUCAUAUAAUUACUGCAAGUUAUCGUAAUGGACACGUGCGACACAAGUCAUAUCUCAAAACGCAAUGAUCGUAAGUUACUAGAUCUUUUUGAUGUAUUUAAUACGUUUUAUACUCAAUAAUGUAAUUAGAAUUAAAAUGCGAGGCAAACUCAGUGUAGAGAAUUAUAAGUAAAAAAAAAAUAGCAAAAUGUACCGCCGCUGCAGGUUUUGAGCAAUUUUUUUCUUACAACAAAAUAUUGAAAGUUAAAUUUGUUUUGAGCGCGUCGGGUUAUUUUGAAAUUUACUCAUAUACACAGUGUGUGUUUGAACUGAGAGGUUGUGAAAGAGCUUUGCCUUGAUACAAUAUUGUUCAAAACACACCGUGUAUAACGAAGUCUUCCUGGAACGCAGCAUUUGAACCCGCAUUUAUUGAAAGCAAGCACAAAGCCAGUAGCGACCAGCACGGGAUCUAAUUAAGAUGGACAUAUUGAAUUGUUUAAGACUUUACAAGAGGAAAGGAAUGUGUCAGUGUCUUGAUUUGUAUGUCUCAAGUGAGAAACAAAUAGUAAUCGAUGGCGAAUGACAAAACUAUAGUGCACUAAUUUUAACAAGCUUUAUAAAAUAAACAUUGCCAAACUUAGAAAGGAAUUAAAGCCGACUUUACAUUCCUAAAGCUUUUUAUAAUAACACUUGCGAUGAUUAGCUUAAAACUUAAGUAUUUGGUACUAAAGUACCACCCUACCAGUUUUUCAAAAAUCGACUAAACUACAUUACUGUAUCAAACGUUUUAAUAGUAUAUAACUAGAUAUAGAUUAUAGAGUGAUUCGGUUUUUUAUUUUUAUAUUGCUCAAAGUAUAUUAUUUUAUAAUUUGUAUUUGUGAACUUGUGUUUGUACGUUUUUGUGAAUGUAUAUUAUCCGAUGUAACGAGCCAAUGUAAGUGCAGUAUGUAAUAUUUAACAAUAAUUUAUUUAUUAAUUUGC
Molecule: messenger RNA, 5311 nt
Organism: Helicoverpa zea (corn earworm)
Lineage: Eukaryota; Metazoa; Arthropoda; Insecta; Lepidoptera; Noctuidae
Gene: dock
Product: cytoplasmic protein NCK1
Exons: 5
Coding region: 418-1623 (401 amino acids)
Molecular function (GO): protein binding
Source: RefSeq, a predicted model, not a curated record